Molecule: messenger RNA, 2251 nt
Organism: Gavialis gangeticus (Gharial)
Lineage: Eukaryota; Metazoa; Chordata; Crocodylia; Gavialidae
Product: zona pellucida sperm-binding protein 3-like
Exons: 10
Coding region: 995-2209 (404 amino acids)
Biological process (GO): egg coat formation; positive regulation of acrosome reaction; binding of sperm to zona pellucida
Cellular component (GO): extracellular matrix
Molecular function (GO): acrosin binding
Source: RefSeq, a predicted model, not a curated record
AGCCAAGGAAAGCAUAGAAGCUGUCAUAUCCAGCAGCAUAACUUGAACGCUAAGCUCUUUUGAAACUCCUUUUUUAAUGGUGUCUAAGGGCCUGCCAAUAAAAAGUUUCCCUUUUGCCUGGGGUAGGACACUACCUUCCACCUGAAGAAAUCAGGGCUGGGUCAGUGAUUCUUCUGGUCUAGAAGUCAUGCCUCUGCCUUGUCACACUUAGUAUGCAGCCAGUGGGCCAGGAUUCACUCGGUCACUCUGCAGCCUGUUUUAAGUAGCAGACAAUCAAAUUACACUGCCUGGCCCCUGCCCUUAAUUCAAAAGCCUGAGCUGGCAGGCUUCUGCAGCACAGAAUCGCUCUCACUACAGUAAUGUCUUGCAUUCACUUAACAGUGACUCUCAGAGCAGGCUGUAAGGAACAGUAGAAGUUAGAUUCUCUAAUCUGCUAAUGAAUCUGAAGUGCGACUCUAGAUCAGCCAAACCUUCUCCUGUGUUCUCCCAAAAGCACACGAGAGAAUUUAAGGUACUAUAGCUUCAUACUAGCAACUUCAGGUAGAAGUCAGACUACUCCUGAUAACACAUCCCUCCUUGAGGCUGGGUAAGAACAGCAUGAAAAUGAUUCCUCCCUUAAAACAAAUCCCUCUUCUCCCAAUGUUUGCUAGUACUUGUGACCUGGAGAAAUAUAGCUGUUUCCCAGCUCUGCUAGGAGCUGUAUCUGCUUUCAUGGUAGUUCAGAAGCCAGCUUCUGAGUUCACAACCUCAUGUUUAAAAUGAUGCUGCAGAAAAGUUGGUUCUGUUCCAGAAUCAAGCUGAGGUGUUACUUCUGCUGACUAAAACCAUCUUGCUAUUUACCAUGUUGGCUACUUGGAACAAACCCACCUCUGUUUGUUAACGGAGGCAGCUGGGUCCUGUCUAAGCUUGCAACACUCUGCAUUUUCCAGCAAGAGAGCUGGACUAGUCUUCCCUGUGCUGGAAUUCCAGUUUGAGGUCUGCUGGCAGCUGAUUGAUGGGUUUUUGUGGAGUUGUCCUGUUGGUUAGCCUCUGGGUAACAGUGCUUGGGGUGCCUGUUACCUGGGAGCUGGUAGCCACACAAUGGAAUGGCUCCCCUUACUCCACUGCAGCAGUUUCUAGUGCCACAGAUCCUGGUCUGCAGAAUACCACUAAACUGUCUACAAAGAUGAGUUUCUUCCAAAAGGCCCUGAAUGUGAGUCUGACCGCUGCCAUCUCGGCCUCCUCCAAAACAAUGGAGACUUCUACCCCUUCAGGAUCCUCUAGUACCAGUGUGACUAGCCCUUCCCUGACAGUGAUACAACCUGCUUCCCGCUUCUUGCAAAGUGUCCAUUCCAUAAAGUCUGUGAGGAUGAACUUCACCCUGAGAAUCCUGAAUGAGGACUUCAGUCUUGUAGACAAGCCCCUGGUGUUCAGAACAGGAUCUCCCAUCCAUAUUGAGGCCAGAGUGACAACCAAUCCAAAUGUCUCCCCAAAGAUCUAUGUGGAUGAGUGCUAUGGAACCCGUUCAAAGCGUCUGAGCCAUUCCAGGAGGGUUUAUGUGAUUGUGAAUAACCGUGGAUGUCUGUAUGGUGGCAAGUCUGGGAACACUUCUGUCUGGCAUAGACAAGCGGACUCGGCUCUGCAGUUUGUUAUACCAGCUUUUUUGCUGGGGGAGGAACCAGAGGAGGAGAUCUAUGUCCACUGCCUGCUGACUGCCUGGGGCCAAAGGACCCUCUCAAGACAUGUCAAGAAAUCCUGCUACUACAACACUGCCUCUUCCAGCUGGCAAAACCUGGAGGAUUCUUCCCAGAAUGACCUGUGUAACUGCUGUGACAGUCACUGCCCCUCUGACUUCUCCCCAGAAGAACAAGAGUUUCCAGGUGAAGGGAUGCUCCAUAGAAAAACAGUUGGUCCCUUGACAGUGCACAAGGAAGAGGCUCCAUGGUAUGAAGCACAAUGCCGCACCAUGAAGAAGCUCGUGCUGGCGUCAAUAGCCUUUGUGGGCAGCUGUCUACUUGCAGCCCUCCUUGUAGGAGGGGUCCUUGCUUUGGGCCUGGCCUUGUUCCAUUCAUACCAUCACAGCAAGGUGCCAAGGCUGAGGAGGAAGAGGAAGCUAUAUCCUUACCAUGAAGAGCUGCAGACAGUAGUGGGUGCCCUUGUGCCCUCAGAGGAGAUGGAGAAGGAAAAGAGAGAAUUGAAUGCAGCGACUGAAGAAUUGCAGCAGGAGUAACCAACUCCUGCAAGCCACAAUAAAUACUUUAUUUCUAUACAG